Messenger RNA from Gambusia affinis (western mosquitofish), 7175 nucleotides. Its product is annotated as membrane-associated guanylate kinase, WW and PDZ domain-containing protein 3-like. Bases 628 to 5043 code for a protein of 1471 amino acids. Gene Ontology annotation, molecular function: protein binding. Lineage: Eukaryota; Metazoa; Chordata; Actinopteri; Cyprinodontiformes; Poeciliidae. Gene Ontology annotation, cellular component: cytoplasm. Gene Ontology annotation, biological process: signal transduction. The record is from RefSeq and is a predicted model, not a curated record. The transcript has 21 exons.
CAACGUCCCUCUCGGCCGAACCAGGUGUGUUCAAACCUGUAGCAGACAAACGCUCAGCAGAUGUCUCUCCACUCAGUCACUACGGGGUGGAUCUCAACCGCGUAAACACCCAAACCGGUGAACGCUCCCACCCGCGUCUGCUCUCAGCCUGCCCACAGGUAUGAGGGAUUCUCGCAAACUGCGCGACGCUUCAGCGACAGACGGUCCUCAAUCCGCAGCAAAGUGAGUGAUUUUAAGCCCACUACGUCUUUCUUCGAUUUAUUGUUACCCGGAAGGCUCAUCCAGAUACAAAUUGUUGACGCGGUUGUGAAGAACAAGAGCACAUAAGCUUCAUUGUCUUGUUUGUAACCACCUCGACGGUGUCAACUCUCUUGCUUUACGCACAAGAAGCGCUUGGAAUCGCCACAAUUACAAGGACUGAAGCGUGAACCUUUGACGCGCCAUACCUCAGCAUCAGACCCAGCAGGUGACCAUCAUAAAUGUCAAGAGGAUGAAAUCCCCCGCAGGUCGACAGAAUAACUCCUGGGGGUUCAUCGGGCUGCGUCACUUCACGCUUAUUUAACAAGCACAAACUAAGGCGCCUCUCGUCACUUUGAUUAAUUCUUUCAUAAUAAAAGGAGAAAGAUCAUGUCCAGAACACUGAAGAAGAAGAAACACUGGUCCACCAAAGUGGUGGAGUGCGCCGUGUCAUGGGGGAGCCUGGGAGACUUCGGCUCCGUGGUGGAGAUCCUGGGAGGAGCAGAGCUCGGACAGUUCCCCUACAUUGGCCAGAUGAAGCUGGACGUGCUGGUGUGUCACGUCGGAAAGCUGCCGUACUACGGGGACGUCCUGCUGGAGGUGAACGGCACGCCCGUAAGCGGGCUUACGAACCGUGACACCCUGGCUGUCAUCCGUCACUUUCGGGAGCCGAUUCGCUUGAAGACCGUCAAACCAGGCAAAGUGUUGAACACAGACCUGCGCCACUACCUCAGUCUGCAGUUUCAGAAGGGCUCGCUCGACCACAAACUUCAGCAGAUCAUACGAGACAACCUCUACCUACGCACCAUACCCUGCACCACACGGCUUCCUCGAGAGGGGGAAGUGCCUGGAGUCGACUACAACUUCAUCAGCGUUGGAGACUUCAGGAUCCUGGAGGAAAGUGGGCUCCUUCUGGAGAGUGGGACCUAUGAUGGUAACUACUAUGGGACCCCCAAGCCUCCAGCAGAGCCCAACCUGGUGCAGCCUGACCUGGUGGAUCAGGUGCUGUUUGAUGAGGACUUCAGCGGCGAGGUUCCCAGGAAGCGCACCACCUCAGUCAGUAAGAUGGAUAGGAAGGAUAGCGCCGUACCCGAGGAGGAGGAUGAUGAUGAGAGGCCCCCGCUGGUCAAUGGAUUGCCUGAGCACAAGGACUGGAGGAAAACGGUGCCCAGCUACAAUCAGUCCAGCAAUACCAUGGACUUCCGUACAUGGAGCUCUCUUCCCCGCGAUGACAGCCUGGAACCCCUGCCUUACAACUGGGAGAUGGCUUACACCGAAACUGGGAUGGUCUACUUCAUAGAUCACAAUACAAAGACAACCACAUGGUUGGACCCCCGCUUGGCGAAAAAGGCGAAGCCCCCAGAGAAGUGUGAGGAUGACGAGCUACCGUAUGGCUGGGAGGAAAUUGAUGACCCACAAUAUGGCACAUACUACGUUGACCACAUCAAUCAGAGGACUCAGUUUGAGAAUCCAGUUCUGGAGGCAAAGAAGAAGCUAAGCAAAGACACUGCUUCGAUUCAGCAAGCUGCAGCUGCAUCUUCUCAAGGUAAGGGAAGUAUGUUUGGAUUUACAGCAGACCCCAGCCAGCUGAAGGGGGAGAUGUACCAUACAGCUCUGAAGAAAAGCUCCCAGGGCUUUGGAUUUACUAUCAUCGGAGGCGACCGCACAGACGAGUUUCUGCAGGUGAAAAAUGUUCUCAGCGAUGGCCCUGCUGCCCAGGACAACAAGAUGGCGUCUGGGGAUGUGAUUGUUGAAAUUAACGGGACAUGUGUUCUGGGAAAGACCCAUCCAGAGGUGGUGCAGAUGUUCCAGUCCAUCCCCAUCAACCAAUAUGUAGACAUGGUUCUUUGUCGCGGGUACCCUCUUCCUCCGGAUGUAGACCUGAACAAUGACGACCCUCUUCCUCCUCCACCCCCUCCACCAGCUACUCAGCCACAGCAGCCUCUCCAUGGAGGGGAGGUGGUGACAGCUGUGCCGCUCAUUAACGGACAACCACUGCUAGUCAAAGGCGAUGUCCUGCAUGGCUCUUCACAGGAACUGCACUAUGUUACCACCGACGCAAGCGGUCGGCCUGUUGUAGCUGCCUUGCCCAACGGGCGACAGCCUGACCAGGGAGAGGGGGCCACGGGAAUGUUGCAACCAGAACUGGUGAGCGUACCACUGGUGAAGGGGCCUGGAGGAUUUGGGUUUGCCAUUGCUGACUGUCCUCUGGGCCAGAAGGUGAAAAUGAUUCUGGAUGCCCAGUGGUGCCGUGGGCUGCAAAAAGGAGACGUAAUCAAGGAGAUCAACAGGCAAAAUGUUCAAAGUCUUAGUCACGCACAAGUGGUGGACAUCCUGAAAGACUUUCCUGUGGGCAGUGAGGUCAGCGUGCUGGUACUGAGAGGAGGUCAGACAUCCCCUGUGAAGUCUCUGAAGCCUAGACAAGACAUGACUGCAAGCACAGAAACCUUGGACACCAUCGCAGACGCAACUCCCCAGGCCUUGCCGUACCAUUCCAACACGAGCACCCUACGCUCAUCUGACUCCCCUAAACGAGAUGCCACAGAGAUGUACCUGAAGUCCAAAGCCCUGCUGGAGAGCAGGCAGCCUCACACCAAAGACAUAGAUGUUUUUCUGAAGAGAGACAUUGAAACAGGCUUCGGCUUCCGAGUCCUGGGAGGAGAAGGCCCACAACAGCCAAAUGUGUUUCCCCAGGUUUACAUCGGGGCCAUCGUGCCCAGCGGAGCUGCAGAGAAGGACGGUCGUCUCAGAGCAGGAGAUGAGCUCAUUGGCAUCGACGGAGUGAUGGUCAAAGGUCGGUCUCACAAGCAAGUUUUGGACCUGAUGACCAAUGCAGCCCGUAAUGGUCAAGUCAUGCUGACUGUUCGUCGGAAGGUCAUCUAUAGAGAAGCAACAGAUGAAGACAUUCAGGAAAUGACUCCUGCGCUGGUGAACGGUUCUCCAAAGCUACCUCGCCUCCCAAUGCCUAGCGCUCUGGACCACGAGUCUUUCGAUAUCACACUUCACCGCAAAGAGAACGAGGGCUUUGGCUUUGUUAUCCUCACAUCAAAGAGCAAACCCCCAUAUGGUGUUAUCCCUCACAAAAUUGGACGUAUCAUUGAAGGCAGUCCGACUGACCGCUGCGGCCUACUCCACGUAGGGGAUCGUAUCUCGGCAGUCAAUGGCCGCUCCAUCAUUGAGCUCUCUCACAAUGACAUUGUUCAGCUUAUCAAGGAGGCUGGCACUGUCGUCACUCUCACUGUGGUUCCUGAGGACGAAUACAAGGGCCCUCCAUCAGGAGCAAGUUCAGCUAAACAGAGUCCAGCUCUUCAACACAGGCCCGUUGGACAAAGGUCUGCUCCUCAUGAUGAGCGUUAUAACCUGGACAUGGAGGACAAAAGGGAUGUAAUCAACUGGUCUGAUCAUAAAACUCUUCCACCUGGUGAGCAGGGAAUACUGUGUGUGACAGGACCCAACCAGGGUUGUCUGACUGUGGAGCUGGAGAGAGGCCCCAGAGGUUUUGGUUUUAGUUUGCGCGGGGGAACAGAGUACAAUAUGGGCCUAUAUAUCCUGAGGCUUGCAGAAGAUGGACCAGCUCAGCUGGAUGGAAGAAUCCAUGUUGGAGAUGAGAUAGUGGAGAUUAAUGGGGAGCCGGCUCGUGGCAUUUCCCAUACACGGGCAAUUGAUCUGAUUCAAGCUGGAGGAAACAAAGUGGUGCUUCUGCUGCGACCUGGCGCAGGCCUUGCCCAGGACGGAAAUCGGCGUUAUCAAAAAUCCAUUUCACCCACAAGCAAUUCUGAGGAGGUGUUUCUUUCUGACACAUCACCUCAGUCCUCUCCAUAUCCCACUGGGGCUUCCGCUUUUUUUUCUUCAAUUUUAUCAGGCAAACUGAAACAUUCUCGCAGUGGGAGCACUAAAUCCCUGCAAGGCCAUGAGCCCCGUCACAGCAGGGGUUUGGGCUCGUUGGAAGAGAGUGAUGAGUGGGCAGAAAAGAAUAUCGACAAGCUCUCCCCCCUUCUUUAUGAUCAAUUGAAGUUCUCCAAGAGCACCAGAUCCAUAACAGACUCCAGAGAGCUCAGCAGCCCAAAGAAAACAGGGGAGACAUUUCCUAAAGCCAAAGAGCAACAUCAGAGUCCCAAAAAAACUGUGAGCCAGUCACAGGAGGCAAUGCCAAGCAGGAGCAAAAUGCCUCAGAUGACUAAUACAAAAAUACAAACUGUUAACCACGAGAUGGCUCGAUUUAGGCCUCAAUUGGUAUCAAACCUGCAGCAGAUGGAGAAUCACAGGAGAAUAAAGGAUCCUUUCAGUAGAGAGAGCUUAGGAAAUGAAAAUAAAAAUGAUGAGAAGGGAACUCCUAAGAUCAGAAGAUACACACUAGGAAAUGAAAAAAGAACAAGGCCUGGCCUUGAGCAAGAAAGCUUUAAAAGAAAUGAGGGAGAGUUUCUUCGUCACAGGACGCAGUCUGUUACAGUGAGGGAGAGCCAAACAAGUAGAAGCAAAGACUCCGAGCUCAGAGAAGUUAAUGGGAACCCUGCAGAAAACAAGAAUAACAGCAAAGACACUAGUAACAAAAGAGACUCUUUGUCAUUUUUUAAAGAUAUUUGGAACAGAAAGGACUCUAAAACUUCACCACAGGAGACAAAAGGAAGAGAUGGUAAGUCAUCUAACUUCAAAGAACGCCGUAAUAAAGAGGACGUAGUGGCCUCUACAGACAGCAUUCCAGGAACCACCCAGAGCCAAAAGGGAAUUGUUGGCCCUGGGCCUUGGAAAGUACCAAGUUCUGCCAAAAUCCUCACCAAAGCAGAAGUCCUCCGUGACCCUCAGUGACAGAACAUUAUAUCACCCUGACACAAACUGCUACUAAAUCUUUACAAUUUCAUCAUAUUAGUGGGUUCUUUGUCAGAGAUCUUCCAUGAAACAGAGAUGUGCAACAUGCUGACCCGUUGUCAUUAUCCUUAGAUUGUGGUCAGAUUUAUAUUUUGGGAAUAGUUUGAUAUCAUGUGACAUGUAGCACUUCCCUCUGCCUUGUUCGCUGCUUCAGCAUCUUUAGUGUGGGACUUCAGCACAUGCGGCACGCUUGGGGCCUUGUCAGAAAAAGACAACUUAAAAUGUGAAAAUGUGCCAAUCCUGCCAAACUCCUGUGGAAUAAUAACGACCAUUCCCACACAUAACAAUGCAAUGACCCAUAUGCAAAGAAAGGAGCAAGGCCCUGCCUUUGAUUUGUAGUAAACACCCAAUGUGGCUAUCGUAGGGUUUAAUUUUGCCUCAUUGGUGGACAUUUAGACCUUUAUUUUCUUUUCUUUUAUUUUAUUUUUUUACUUACAGGCUUGUUUAAGUGCAUGCUGUUAGUCCUUAAAUUUAUUUUACUGCACGUUUUCUACACAUCACCCAGGAUGAACCGCUUCCUUGUUUAUAAUUCUCAUUCUUAGCACUGGGCUGAUUUGAAAUACUGGUGUAAAAGUGUUUACUUUAAUGGUUACUUCUGACUGUUCUGAGGGUUUUAUCAUGGCACUCUUUCAGCAUCAUUAAAAAAGACCAGAAACUUGUGGUUUGAUAUCUUGUUUACCAUGUGUAUAAUAACAGAGUGUGUAAGUUAUUGAGAUGACAGACGAAUAUAUAUAUAUAUAUAUAUAUAUAACAUCCCAAACCAUUCUAUGUUUUGAUAUAGACUAAAAUGUCCCAGUUACUAAAGUUAUCAGAUCUUUCAUAUGGUUCCUAUUGUACUGCAUUGGUAGGAAUUAUCAUAGACUUUCAUAGUACUUCAUGAAAUGUAUAGACAUUUGAACUGCUGUACCAAAUGUUUGCAAUCUCUCAAAAUAUGUCUCAUUGCGAAAUAUGUUAUAUUAUAGAUACAUAUAUAUAUAUAUACAUAUUUGAAUGUGUAAUAAUUUACAAAUGAUAUCUAUUAAAUUCCAUUGCACUGCAUCUGCCCCUGUAGCAUAACAGAAAGAGCUGUAUUUAACUAAUGAUGUUCACCGAGUACCAAUUCAUUUUGUAUAAUGCAUUUGUAAUAUUAUUUAUUUUACAAUGACAUUUCAUGUUUUCUAAAGGGUUCAAGGUAAUUUAUGUAAAGCUUUACCAGAUUUGAGUCGUGUUCCUGGUUGUUUUAUGUUUAACUACAGAGAAACUGACUACUGUAUGUCGUCCGUCUAUCCUGUUGUGUGGUCGUGCAUUAGAUUAGCCUGAAGGAUGACAAAGGCCAGAGUGAUGUAGUGUUUUACUAAGACACUGUCCAUGCUGCUGAUGUAAUGCUUUGUGUAGGCACGUCAUCAACAUAGAUUAUGGAGUUGCAAAGCAGGUAGUUAUGAGAAAAUAGAAAAUGACAAAUUUGAAAUUAAAUCAGUGAAAUCUGAGAAAUUGAAAUAUACAAUAUAAGACACACUCAGAUGAGCUCAGGGAAUACAGUAUUGUAGCAAAUAUAUGAUAAGAUUAAUAUUAAUGAAAGCCAAGUGGAGGGUAAACUUUGAUUGUAUCAAGUUUUCAGUUUACAAGUCUGCUUAUGCUAUGAGUUUUGUGCAAUAGUUGGAUUGAUAUGUUUGGGUAAAUCCAGCUCUGAAUACCAGGUACAGGUUGUCCACUCUGGUCCUGAGAAGGAUACAACUCUACUCGAUCUCCCCUGCACUGUUUGACUUCCAGACGUUUUUGUUCUGACCAUUUUCUAUGUCAUCUCUGCAUCAUACUGUGGCCUUGCAUUGCUUCAUUAGAAAAAAAUAACUCCUUGUGGUACCUUCUACAUUCUGUAGGACCAGUAGUUGUAAAUGUUUGUACAUUGUACAGCACCUUUAUAAACAAACCUGCUGAGUGCUCUUUUGGGGAGAAGAAAAAAAUAGAGGUAUAUAAAAAUUGCUCUAUUAUUUUUUUAUGUAAAAAAAAAAAUUUAAAAGAGAAAAUAUUUAAAAUGGAUUGAAAAGGUUAGGCUAUGACCUUGACAUAGAAUUCUGUUCAUGCACUAAAAAUAA